UGCCCCUGGGGUGCAGUCCAAUGGGGGGAUGAAUUGAAGAUGCACGCUCCGUAUCGGCAAGUGAUGAAGUUUGCGCCCGGUUUGAGCAAUCCAUCACCUUGUAUACAUUCUACAUCGGUCAGCUCUUCAUCCUGUGUUUCCACCAUGAACUCUUUAGAUGGUCUCACAGCUUAUAUGGGGAGUUCUCACACCUCCCCAAGGCCCACUGCAACAAAUAUAAACUCUGAAUGUUCUCCUGCGAUUAAUAUUGGUGCUCCUUACCGAGUGAUCACAUCAACAGUGGGACCUCAUUCUCUAUCUUCUCAGUCCAUCCUAGACUUCUCUGGACAUGAAAGACCACAGCUCGGUCUUAUGAAUAACGUCAACUGCUCAGAAGACAUAAAACCUCCACCCGGUUUGAGUGGGUUGGCGAGUCCUUGUGUUAAUAGUUAUUCCUGCAACAGUCCUUCAGCUUUGAGCAAACACAUCUGUGCCAUCUGUGGGGACAGAUCUUCAGGCAAACAUUACGGCGUAUACAGCUGUGAAGGUUGUAAAGGAUUUUUUAAACGAACCAUAAGAAAGGACUUGGUCUACACUUGUCGAGACAACAAGGAUUGCUUAAUUGACAAACGCCAGCGCAAUAGAUGCCAGUACUGUCGUUAUCAGAAGUGUUUGGCCACGGGCAUGAAAAGGGAAGCGGUGCAAGAAGAGAGACAAAGAAGUCGAGACAAGAGUGACACGGAAGCCGAAUUGACAUGCAGUUCAAGUGAGGAAAUGGCGGUGGAGAGAAUACUAGACGCUGAACUUGCUGUGGAACCUAAACUCGAGGCAUUUGGAGAUGGCAGUUUGCCCAAUUCUACAAGUGACCCAGUUACUAAUAUAUGCCAUGCAGCUGACAAGCAACUGUUCACCUUGGUUGAAUGGGCAAAAAGAAUACCGCAUUUUUCUGACUUACCUUUAGAAGAUCAAGUGAUUCUAUUGCGAGCAGGUUGGAACGAGUUGCUGAUUGCAUCCUUUUCUCACCGCUCUGUGUCUGUUCAGGAUGGUAUUCUCCUUGCAACAGGGCUUCACGUCCAUAGAAGCAGUGCACACAAUGCUGGUGUAGGCUCCAUCUUUGACAGGGUGCUGACUGAACUGGUCUCUAAAAUGAAAGACAUGGAAAUGGAUAAAUCAGAGCUGGGAUGCCUGCGAGCAAUUGUUUUAUUCAAUCCAGAUGCAAAAGGACUAUCUAAUUCUGCCGAGGUGGAGGUGUUGCGUGAAAAGGUAUAUGCAGCUCUAGAAUCCUACACCAAACAGAAAUAUCCCGACCAACCUGGAAGGUUUGCAAAGCUUCUCCUACGACUUCCAGCAUUGAGAUCUAUUGGACUUAAAUGCCUGGAGCACCUCUUCUUCUUCAAACUCAUUGGUGAUACCCCCAUAGACACAUUCUUAAUGGAAAUGCUGGAGACACCCCACCAAAUCCCUUGAUAUCUUAUUUGUGAAAACCCAUCAAGAUACUUUGUAUACAUAGCCCUGUGGUGUCCUCUUAUGGUUCAGAAACUUGGAGAACGCUAUUGAUCUAAACACUGGAAAACAGAUGUGGACUUGAUAGUAACACCUUCUUCACCUCUAUUAACAUGAAUGAAAGUUAUAUACAGCACAAACAAAAUGUAAAUUAUGUGUGUUUCUAUUUUAUAAUCUGCGCCAUUUUCACUUGAAAAUUUAUUUGUAGAUAAAAAGAGAUACAUAUGGAGCUGGAUGAGUCUUGAAAUGUCCAUAUGUAGAAAGAAUGUCCAUAUAACAUAAGCCAUUACUAAGUAGUUUGUUUAAAGGGGCUGCUAGGCACCAUAACCAUAACAAUCGAAUUUCUGCAGUGUUUGGCACUUACUUGAGUCCACC
Messenger RNA from Pelobates fuscus (common spadefoot toad), 1857 nucleotides. Its product is annotated as retinoic acid receptor RXR-gamma-like. Gene Ontology annotation, biological process: cell differentiation; regulation of transcription by RNA polymerase II; response to retinoic acid. Gene Ontology annotation, cellular component: nucleus. Gene Ontology annotation, molecular function: retinoic acid-responsive element binding; zinc ion binding; nuclear steroid receptor activity. The record is from RefSeq and is a predicted model, not a curated record. NCBI's taxonomy places the organism in Eukaryota, Metazoa, Chordata, Amphibia, Anura, Pelobatidae. Bases 40 to 1446 code for a protein of 468 amino acids. The transcript is spliced from 10 exons.